Messenger RNA from Exophiala mesophila, 3606 nucleotides. RefSeq lists its product as uncharacterized. Gene Ontology annotation, biological process: regulation of DNA-templated transcription. The transcript has 2 exons. Lineage: Eukaryota; Fungi; Ascomycota; Eurotiomycetes; Chaetothyriales; Herpotrichiellaceae. The record is from RefSeq and is a predicted model, not a curated record. The coding region runs from base 1002 to 3134 and encodes 710 amino acids. Gene Ontology annotation, molecular function: DNA-binding transcription factor activity, RNA polymerase II-specific; RNA polymerase II cis-regulatory region sequence-specific DNA binding.
UGCUUUUCAUCACCUGUACGAGUAGACCUGGCCAUGCUGGCUUACAAUCGUCACCACUCAUAAUCGCACUACUAACACUCACCACUCACCUCUCCCCAUUCACAUCUUGGGUACCUCGCACUAACCUGGCAUUCCUGGUUAAACCCACCGGGUGAGAUUUGACCUUGUUGCCUUUCAGAUGUCAAGCCCAUACCCAUCAUCAUAACCACCGACCACCAACGCCCCCACUAGGGCCACCUUGACUCGAUUGGAAUCUAUUCUCGGUCCGUCGUCGCAGACUCACACUCGCAGCCUUUCUCACUUUGCCGCCUGCACCCCGACAAACCCGCUCACAAACACAAAACCAACACCUUCUACCCAACUCACCGUUGCCCUCACCUGUUACAUGUCACUCGCCUCCUUCUCACACACACUCAAACAUCACUCUCCAUCACCCACUUUGACUCUUUCUUCCCGCUGUGGGAUUUUACUCUUCAAUUUGCCAAUAUUCUGACGCCAUUUCCACCUCACCGUCUCCGCUCCAUCGUCAUCGUCCCCUCUCUCCCCUCUCAUCGCCUUGCCUGACCUCGCUUCGUCACACACAGCGGUCGUCGCACCGGUCAUCUUUGGCGCUGCACGUCUUGACCACCUAACAAAUUUGCAUCAGGAGCAAAUUCAGACCCCAUCACGACCACGGCGCAAGCACUUUGUCUUAUACUCUAUCAAGCUGAGGCAUAGCCUCACUGCGCGGCUGAGCUGCUUGCGAGACUCCAUCUACCGUCUCCCUCACCACGCUCUCACCCAACCACUUGACCUGCGGCUCUGCCUUGCCGCGGCCAUCUCCCGUCGUCUUCUACGUCCAGCAAACGUCGGCCAAUCGAUACAUUCAAUCCGCUGACCCUGCCACCUGACCAGCGAGACAUCCGACCAGAGUCGCAUCGCCUCUCCACAUUCUUCCUUCGAUCCGCUUCUUGUCAUUUUCCUCUUUGGGGCGCCUCCACCGCUUGGGCUGUAUAAAAGUCAUGGACAACGGUCGGGGAAGAUCCCCUUCAAGGGGAAGUAUAGGUCAACACAUCAGUCCUCAGCCAUCUCCAGGCAAUUUCCAGGGAAUUGGUGUUGCUGGAGUAGACCCUUCGAUGCAACAAGCCUUCACCACUGGCAAAUUCAACAAUUCAGUCUUCAACGACUCGUUUCUUCAACAGCAGCAACAACACAGUGGGCUCCAGCCCAGCUCGAACAAUCCAAAUUUCUACGAUCCCAACUUCCAACAGAACAACUUUCUAGAUCCUCAAUUCGCAGGUCAGUCGAUUUCUAAUAAUUUCGACAACAGCUUCAUGUAUCAAACCGAUAACAUGACCAACGAGUUCAAGUACCAGUCCGACAGCCUAAACAAUGAUUUCAACCAGGCCUACUUCUCCAACAAUUCUUUUGACCAGGCGCCUCCGACCAAUAUCAAUCCGGCCGACUUGAGCAAGGUUUCUUCACCCCAAGAUCAUCAGUCGCCCAAUUUGCUUCCGCCCGAAGCCAUCAACCCUCAUUCUUCCCAGCCCAACUCUCCCGCAUCUACCAACGGACAAUACUUCACCCCUCAACACUCCCGACACGCCUCCUUGGACCCCUCCAGUGCAUACGGCGAUUCAUUUUCCGGAGUUAGUUUUCAGCAGCAUCGUCGCGCACCCUCAGAUCAUUCUGAUGUUCCCUCGGCCCAACACUCCCCUUUUCUUGGGCAUACUGAAUUGCACAAUAACAGCAGCUCGCCAUUUCUUCAACCCCAGACAGAUACGAGUAAUGCCUUUGGUCUCGAUAGCUUCACCAUUGGCGACCAAGUCGCGGCGUCCUAUCACUCUCCCAGACUGUUGCCUCAUAUGGUGGACAAUCAGCAGUCAGGCCUCGGCCUGAAUCAACCAGAGAUCGCUCUAAAUCAGUCAAUGGUCAUGGCAAACGACUACUCAAACCAGCAGAAUUUCGUUCAGACCAACGUCUUGCCGAGUAACCACCUACGCAACACCUCGGUGGUGUCCGACAUUGGACAGGCAGAUCAGUUUGAACCCCCCACAAUCAACAUUGAACCCGCCCCGGUGUCGAGACAGCAGAGUUUCGGCCUGCAGGAAGGCACCGAAGGCACCCUGAGUCCACCGUCGCAAAACCGCGGCCGCCAUCGAAGCAAGUCCGAUGUCACAUUCACCCGUCCUUUUUCGCGCUCCGUAUCACCUGGCCUUCACCCCACCAAUGCGUCAUCGAAUCUAUCUGUCCACUCGCGCUCACCGGAUCGCGACCGAGGAUCGGCCUCAAGAGAGUCGUCCCCAGGACCUGUGCAAUCUGGACGUAUCGAUAAGAACCGCCGUGCAUCUACCUCGUCUGUUGGCCAAUCUCGUGAUUACAUUCUCGAUCUUGCGGAUCCCAACCGGCCAUCGGCGUCUCCGUCCGGCAGUAGCACUCGAGUUCAAAAACACCCGGCCACCUUCCAGUGUUCUCUCUGUCCCAAACGCUUCACGAGAGCGUACAACCUACGAUCCCACCUGCGAACACAUACCGACGAGCGGCCGUUUGUUUGUACCGUGUGUGGCAAGGCAUUUGCGCGACAACACGAUCGAAAACGCCACGAAGGCCUUCAUUCUGGGGAGAAGAAAUUUGUGUGCAAAGGAGAGCUUCACUCGGCGCCAAAUCAGCAGUGGGGCUGUGGACGACGAUUUGCAAGGGCAGAUGCUCUUGGUCGGCAUUUCCGAUCUGAGGCGGGACGAAUUUGCAUCAAGCCUCUGCUAGAAGAAGAGCGGAUGGAUCGGCAAAACCGAGAGUUGAUGGAACAACAGCAACAACAGCAAGCGCAGUAUGUACAGGGUGCCUUGCAACCCGUCCCUCCGCCGAUGAUGAUGGGAAUGGACCCCAAUAGUGGUGCUGGAGGAUUCAGUCUACCCCGGGCAUUGCUGGCGCAAUAUCCAGCGCUGCAGAACAUCGAUUGGUCCCAAGUGCCGACAACAGAGGACCCGGGUGAGCUGAGUGACGUGGGACUGGGGCGGAAUAGUUUCGAUGCCAGUUCGGGGGGUGAUUUUUACGAUGACGAGGUGGAGCAGGGCUACGUGAGCGCUAGUGGCAUCGACUUCAAGUACCAUGAUGGCUCUCUGGCGCCCGGAGAUGGCUACUUUCAAGGCGCUUGAUUGACAUGGUAUGUCUGCGUGCGUUGAGGACAGCAACAAGGCUCACGUGGACGAGGUCUGAUUUUGAUACAUCUUGAAACAGCGUUCUGCUAGCUUCAUGGCUGGUGGAGUUUUGGGCGUUGGUCCUAUCUCCCUAUUUGUAUGUGGAUCAACAGGAUCGAUUGGAUGGGUCGGGCGCGGUGUAUAGAUUUGGUUGACUGUCGGUCUUUUGGGUUUUUUUCGUGCUAUGAUUCCCCAUCAGUCAUGACUAUGAUUUCAAUUGAAUAGGGAAGUCGGCCUAAGACAUGGCCAGAUAUUAUGUCAUCUGAGUUUCGAAUAUCGUCCAUAUGUCUGCCAAUGAGGCUGAAGAAUGAACGUCGUUGGAACUGCUUUGUCUAUGAUUUUUCUGCCUCUGAUUGAUGGAAACAAGGCCGUGUCUGUUGUGCAAGGUUGUUCAAUGUUGCUCACUAUGGAUGAUAGCCGAUAUACCAGC